AUGACCAAGUUCGUCCUCACCGGUUCCGACGGCAACCUCGGCCGCAUCGCCGCUGACUUCGCCAUUGAGAUCCUCAAACCUGAAGAUCAGCUGGUGCUCACCAGCUACAACCUCAAGGCGAUCCCCGAAGAUGUCGUUGCCGGCUGGCGUGCCAACGGCGCAGAGGUCGUGGAUGCCAGCUACGACGAUGUCGAGAGUCUGAAGAAGGCGUUCGAGGGUGCGGAAGCUGUGGGCUUCAUCUCGACGUGGCUGUUCGGUGACGGUCGUCGUAAUCAGGCCAAGAACGUCUGCGCUGCUGCCAAGGCCGUCGGUGUCAAGCGUGUGUGCUACACCUCGUUCGUUGGCGCCGGCUGCGAGACGGACGUGGAGGAGGAGAUCCCGUUCCUUCCCCGUGACCACCACUUUGUGGAGAAGACGGUUAAGGAGUCUGGACUGCAGUACAACAUCCAGCGCAACUGGCUGUACAUGGACAACAUCCCGACUCUGUUCGCGCCGUCGUGGAAGUUCUGCGGCGACAAGUGGCUGUCCAACAGCCACGGCGUGCCCGGCGCGUACGUCGCGCGUGAAGACUGCGGCCGCGUGUUUGCUGCUCUGAUCCUGGGCCGUGGCGAGCCCAACAAGGUGUACGACGUCACCGGCCCCGAGGUCGUCCAGCAGAAGGAUCUGAUGGAGUGGAUUGGUGGCUCGACCGCGGUCUGCCCACUGACAUGGCAACGGGGGACUUCUCGCAGCUGCCCAUGA
This is a messenger RNA of Phytophthora infestans T30-4, 741 nucleotides long. Its product is annotated as NmrA-like family protein, putative. The coding region runs from base 1 to 741 and encodes 246 amino acids. The record is from RefSeq and is a predicted model, not a curated record. The transcript has 2 exons. NCBI's taxonomy places the organism in Eukaryota, Oomycota, Peronosporomycetes, Peronosporales, Peronosporaceae.